This is a messenger RNA of Podarcis lilfordi (Lilford's wall lizard), 31302 nucleotides long. The record is from the annotation of a GenBank genome assembly. NCBI's taxonomy places the organism in Eukaryota, Metazoa, Chordata, Lepidosauria, Squamata, Lacertidae.
GGGAGAUCUGGCGCCCGCUUCCGCCCUGUGGGCAAGAGGGGAGGAAAUGGCUUCGAAAGCAGCCCGGAAGUCCCGCCUCCGGCUUGGGAAACGGCCCGUCUGCGCCUUUGAACUCGGUGGUAAGCAGCCCGCCCCGCUUCCUGCGCCUGCGCCCCUCGCCUCCUGGGCUGGAGAAACGUGCUUGGAGGGCAGCUGCGUCCAGGUGAGCAGGAGGGGAUCUUUGGCUCUCUUUUUUGCAAAAAAUAAAAAUGGGGAUUUAAUCCCAGAUGAUGGAGCAAAGUUGCUGGAGGGGGCAGAGCUGGGAGGGGGGCAGCCUCGGGCAUUGCAGAUCUGGUGCAUUGCAAAUAAUAAUAAUAAUAAUAAUUAAUAAUAAUUUAUUUAUACCCCGCCCUCCCCAGCCAAGGAGACUGAGAGGAGAUACGAGAGCCAUCUUCAAAUAUCUUAAGGGCUGUCCCAUGGAAGAUGGAGCAAACUUGUUUUCUCCUGCUCUAAUAAUAAAUAAUAAUAAAUUUUAUUUAUAUCCCACCCUCCCCAGCCAAGACCAGGCUCAGGGCGGCUAACACCAAGUAUAAUAACCAUGGAUCAAAAUGCAACUUAAAGGUGUCUGAAAGAAAGUAAUAGAAGUGGAAAGAAAUUGCAAUUGAGUAGAUUGGAAGUCUAGCACAAAGGUGGGGUGAGGGGUGGUGGAUGGUGAUGGGAAAAGGAAUGAUCUGUGGGAUUGAGUGUAGGUAUGUUUGAACAUUUUUAAGGAUUGUAUGAAAUGUAUGCUUGUAUAUUCGCAAUAUGUGUGUAUUAAUGCUGAAUUAUUUUAACAAUAAAAACUUGUCACAAUUAAAACAACAACAACUUAAAACCAGAUUAAAAUGCAACAUUCAAAUGCAGCCUCAUUUCAGUAGAAACUCAAAUCAAAAACUUUUUUGGGGAUGAAAAGGUCAAAUCUUCACCAAGGCCAACUAUCCAGAUGGGUCCUACGUGGGCCAGAAAAAAGCCAGGUCACUUGCAAGGUCACACACCCCACCAGUUAGGAUAAAGUUUAAAAUGUGGCUGCGAAGGUACCCUUUUAAAAGAAAAAUAUAUGAGGGUUGUUUUUUUUUGCUAAGGUAGACUGCGCCCGAGGCAGGAAGCUCUCCUGCCUGGGGAGGCAAGAUGGGCCCCUCCAUUGCAAGCAGCGCAGUGGAUGCAAAACAGAUCGUGGCCUCGUCUUUCAAAUGCAACAAAAGAUGACCAGGCUCUUCCUGGAACUGUUAAAAGAAAAGGCGAUGGCCUAAAAUGCCCCUUUUCCCCAUCAACACGCCCCCACCUCCCAGUGACUCAACAAGAAGUUUCUUUUUUUUAAUAUAUAAAAAUUUGUAUUAGUUUUUUUAACAUACCGUUUUCAACAGUAAUUAAACAUACUUUUACAUCCUAUACAAUUCUUUUGACUUCCACCAAUCCUGUCUGAAAAUUCUCCCAUCUAAUCUCUCAGUAUACAUUUCUUACUUUCCCUAUUACAUCUCAUAACUGAUAUCUCUAUUCUUUUUCUACUUUGUAAUGUUGCAUAUAUUUCUCCUUGCAAAACUUAUUGUAGUGACUCAACAAGAAGGUUCAGUGGCUUGAAGAUCCCUCCAAAAAAGCCCCAAAGCUAAGUUAAUUUCUUAACCCUCCCUGCCCCAAUAAAGCAGAAUAAAGACGUCUUCUCUACACCCCAAGGCCUUUUCUCAUAGAUUUAGGACAAACUUUUUCCUGCCUAGCACUUUAAAAAAACCCUCAGUAGCUAUCAGGAAGACAAGGUUUUUUUUGGUGUGUUUUAAUAUUUUGUUGGAAUCACCCAGAAUGGCUGGGGAAACCCAGUCAGAUGGGUGGCUAAUAAUAAUAAUUAUAAUAAUAAUAAUAAUGGUUUUCCAGCUCCGCUUUUAUUGUAUUUUUUGGCCACAAAAACUGCUUCUCCCCGGCUCAGUUUUCCCCAAGGGAGUUGCUUGCAGAUCCUAUCACUUGCUAAUGUUGCAAGUGGAGAUCAGGGCCAAAUUCUGGUCCGGUUUGGAGAUUAAUGGGCCGGUGGCAACUUUUUGCAAUAGCUAUUCUAGUUUCACCUCCACCCUGGAGGUAGGAGGUUCCAUUAUCGCCCACUGGGUGUCUUUCACAAGCCUUGGGGCCAAAGGUGUUGUAAGCAAAAUCUGCCCUUUUUCCUUUAUGGGGUAUAGAGUCCUUACGUACCAGGUUCCAAUGUUGGCUGGGCAGACAAGAAUGAAUGAAUAUUUAUGUCAGCCAUCAGCCGUAGCAAUAAAACAACAGUGCAAUAUACAAAGAAUAGAAAUAAAAGUCAAAUACGUUUUGGGGUUUGGAAUCAACAGUCAAAUGGUGGAUCUUCUUCUGAUUGCCCCAGCUAAGAACCUUGCAACUGUAAUAAAUGAAAAUCUGCCCUUAUUCCCUUAUGGGGGACACAAGAGCCCUUAUAGAGUCCUUUGUAGGUUCUCCAUCGGUCGGAGAAAAUAGCAGAGGCCAACCAGAGAAUAUCGAGAAGCAAAGCAGCUAGUAAGCCUGAUCUGUUGCAACAGGGUGCUUCCCUCACACGCAGGAGAGGAGGGGGAACCCAGAACAAUAGCGCACAAGGCCUUAUAUAGACAUUUUAAAUGCCCUGCCCUGGAGCUCCAGACCCACCCCUCCAUGUAUCAUACAUACAUCACAGAAGGGGUGUAACCUAAGACUACCCCCCAGAUACAUCAUACCUACAUCUCAGAAAAGGCGGUCUACAGCAGAAAUCUGAGUGCUUUGUUUACCUCCUAUCUGCCAGGUUACCUGUUUAAUGGUCACUUGAUUGGAUACCCUGGGGAGCCUGGCCAGUCUUUUGUAAAGAUAAAUACUUAGUUCCUGAGCCAGGUCACAGGCUCACCCUAUUCAUACACAGACACUUAAGACAGGAUUUGUGAAUGAAAAGACAAUGGGGAGGUUUUUCCGUUUUCCUUUGACCUUGCAGAGAAAACAUUUGCUCAGUUUGAGAAUUGCUGUAAACAAAAAUCUGCCCUUUUCCCUUAUGGGGUAUGCAAGAGCCCGGAUAGAGUCCUUACAUAGGUUCUCUAUUGGUAGGAGAAAAUAACAGAGGCCAACCAGAGAAUAUUGAGAAGCAAAGCAGCUAGUAAGCUUGAUCUUUAUUGAUCUGUUGCAACAGGGUGCUCCCCUCACAUGCAGGAAAGGAGGAAUCCAGAACAAUGGCGCGCAAGGCCUUAUAAAGACUGUUGAAAUUGCCACCCUGUAGAUCAAGACCAAAUGGGACAUGGGUGGGGCUGUGGGUUAAACCACAGAGCCUAGGGCUUGCUGAUCAGAAGGUCGGCGGUUUGAAUCCCCGCGACGGGGUGAGCUCCCGUUGCUCGGUCCCUGCUCCUGCCCACCUAGCAGUCUGAAAGCUCGUCAAAGUGCAAGUAGAUAAAUAGGUACCGUUCCAGUGGGAAGGUAAACGGCAUUUCCAUGCGCUGCUCUGGUUCGCCAGCAGCGGCUUAGUCAUGCUGGCCACAUGACCCGGAAGCUGUAUGCCGGCUCCCUCGGCCAAUAAAGCGAGAUGAAUGCCCCAACCCCAGAGUCGGCCAUGACUGGACCUAAUGGUCAGGGGUCCCUUUAGAUGAAGACCACCCCCAGAAACAUCAUGCAUACAUCACAGAAGGGGUGUAACCUAAGACCCCCCCCCCACCAGAUACAUCAUACCUACAUCACAGAAAAGGCUGUCUAAAACAAAAAUGUGAAUGUUGUUUUUCCUGUUUGCCAGGUUAUCUGCUUGCCUUUCCUGAUAGUCUGUCACCCAUUAAAAUCCUGAUUAAUCAAUUCCUGAGACAAUGGGAAGGCUCCCUGACCCCCCUUCCUCCAUGCAGGGAAAACAUUUGGUCAGUUUGGGAAUCAAAAAUGGUUUCAGGUCAGUCUUCCUGUGCUGAUCUAUGUACAUGUUUGGCUAGUAGACUUAUGAACAUUGAACAUAUAUCUAAGAUGUGGGUGGCGCUGUGGGUUAAACCACAGAGCCUAGGGCUUGCUGAUCGGAAGGCCGGCGGUUCGAAUCCCCGCAACGGGGUGAGCUCCCGUUGUUCGGUCCCUGCUCCUGCCCACCUAGCAGUUCGAAAGCACCUCAAAGUGCAAGUAGAUAAAUAGGUACCGCUCCGGCGGGAAGGUAAACGGCGUUUCCGUGCACUGCUCUGGUUCGCCAGAAGCGGCUUAGUCCUGCUGGCCACAUGACCCGGAAGCUGUACGCCGGCUCCCUCGGCCAGUAAAGCGAGAUGAGCGCCGCAACCCCAGAGUCAGUCACGACUGGACCUAAUGGUCAGGGGUCCCUUUACCUUUACAUAUGCCUGCUCAAGUAGGAAAUAGUUUCUUUACAUUUAAUAUAUCUAAGACCUUAAAAUUCCUAUCACAAGGCCAGGAGUGGGUGUGUGGGUCAGAGAUCAUGAGUCUGGCUCCAGAAUGCAAACAGGCCAGGAUCAUGUGCUCAGCUGCAGCCGACUGCUCUCCACGCCUGCAGACAGUGCUCGCCUUGUGCAAUGCACCCGUCUCCUGCCAAUUGUGGGAUGAUCUGAUCUCUGCCUAUCUCGCACGCCUCUUGUUUGCUUCCAAUCUUGCUUCCUCCUGCAGGCGGAAAACCGGGACACAAGGACACGAGAGUGAAGGAGGCAAUCUCUGUAGCGUCUGGAUUUGGGGAGGACAUCAGCAUGGCCAGCAGCUACCCUAAGCCGGAGGAGAAGACCUUGCAGACCCUUCGGGAUGCUGCCAAUCGCCUUCGGAUUCACUCCAUCCGCGCCACCUGCGCCUCAAACUCUGGGUAAUUCACUGGGACCCUGUAAUUUUUCUAAUUGUGGGAGAUUUGGGGAGGUAUCGAGGGCAGAAUAAGAAGGGUCUGCUAGAUCAGGCUACAGACCAGCAGUUCGAACCCCUGGGGUGCAAGGAAGAGGACUUUCCAUCACUUCCCUCCCAGACAUUUCCCCUUAGUUCCUAUGGGUCUCCUCUGGAGGAGGAAAGGGGGAGCCCCCUGUGAGCUACCUAGCCUGUAAGAGAGGACCUCUCCCCACUCGUAGCUGGAAUUGCAUAUUUGGGCAGCUUUGAACAAUUUGGGGCAAUUAAAAUGUUAAAGGUUAAAUCUUGUGGAGGGAGGAGUGUUAAGGUAUAUAGAAUUGUCCAUAUGGUUGAUUUGAAUAUUGAUUAUGUAUACCCAAUGUAUCAGCUGCCUGGGGGUUCUCACUGUUUGUUUUCACUGUUUGUGUUUUGGUUGUUGGUUAAAAUAUAUAUAUAUAUAUUUUAAUAAUAAUAAAAAACUUGCAACCUGGGGCUUGGCAUACACUAUGCUUAGGACGCAGGCGAGUCCUUGCUUCGCCAUGGACUGACUUGGGCAGGUUUCCCUGACCAGCCUUUGACCAGCGCGGCUUCUCCCUCCUCCUUCCGGCUGCUGCUGUUUUCUCACCGUUUGCCUCCUGCCCUCUUGCUCCAGCCACCCCACCUCCUGCUGCAGUGCGGCCGAGAUCAUGUCUGCGCUCUUCUUCCACACCAUGCGCUACAAGCCGGACCAGCCAGGCCACCGCAGCAACGACCGCUUCGUGCUCUCCAAGGUAAGGAGUCUCUGAUGCCGGCCUCUCUUUCGCCCGCUGGGCACUCCUCCAGAUGUCUUGGACUACAAUUCCCGUGAGAGAGGAAUAAUAAUAAUAAUAAAAAUAAAUAUUUUUAUUUAUAUCCCGCCCUCCCCAGCCAAAGCCGGGCUCAGAGCGGCUAACAACAAUAAAAGUAACACAGUUUACAUAAAAUCACACUCAAAUAAUUGAAAUAUAUUCUAAAAUCAAUUCAUUCUAAAAUCAAUUCAAAAGCGAAUUAAUGGCAAGCAUUGGGUUAAUGUGGAUUACCAGAGGAGGGGGCCAGACUGUGCCUUGGCCAAAGGCCUCGUGGAACAGCUCUGUCUUGCAGACACUGCAGAAAGAUGUCAGGUCCCGCAGGGCCCUAGUCUCUUGUGACAGAGCAUUCCACCAGAUCGGGGCCACAGCUGAAAAAGCCCUGGCUCUGGUUGAGGCCAGCCUAACUUCUCUGUGGUCUGGGACCUCCAAGAUGUUUUUAUUUGAAGACCGUAAGUUUCUCUGUGGGACAUACCAGGAGAGGCGGUCCCGUAGGUAUGAGGGUCCUAGGCCAUAAAGGGCUUUAAAGGUUAAAACCAGCACCUUUAAACCUGAUCCUGUACUCCACCGGUAGCCAGUGCAGCUGGUAUAGCACUGGAUGAAUGUGAUCCCGCAGCGAAGACCCCGUAAGGAGUCUUGCCGCGACAUUCUGCACCCGCUGGAGUUUCUGGGUCAGUCUCAAGAGCAGCCCCACGUAGAGCGAGUUACAAUAAUCCAGUCUGGAGGUGACCGUCGCGUGGAUCACAGUGACUAGGUCAGGGCGAGAGAGAUAAGGGGCCAACUGCUUAGCUUGGCGGAGAUGAAAAAAUGCUGCCUUUGUUAUAGCUGCAAUCUGCACCUCCAUGGAAAGGGAGGUGUCAAAGAUUACACCCAAACUCUUAACGGACGGUGCUGGCACUAAUUGUGCCUCCGCAAGAGAUGGGAGUUGCCCCCCCCGCAAUCCCAUAUCGUCCCAACCCAGCCAAAGGACCUCUGUCUUCAAAAAAGAGAAAUGAACAAUGGUCAUCCUCUGCUGGACGAGGCUGAUGGGGUUUAUAGUCCAAGACAUCUUGAGGGGCGCCCAGCGGGCAAAAGCUGACCCUGGCACCGUCCAGGGAAGAGAGUGAGCUAGCUGCAAGCAGGUCCCCUCUUUCACCGCCCCAAAGCCCAAGCGGUCCCUGGGUUCACCUGCGAUUCCUUGCCCUUUGAACAUCUUGACCACCAUGCCUCUGGCCUUCCCCUUCUGCUGCCUCGCUUGCCACAGCGCCUCCCCAUUGUUUGUUAAUUUAUUUUCAUUUAUUAAAUUUGUCCGCCGCCCUUCAUUUGUAGAUCUUGGGGCAGUUCACAUCGUAAAAAUGCAGUACAAAACCAAACAACACCACAAUGUAUUAUGGGGGUUGCAAGCAGGAGGUUCCUUCCUCUGGGCAAAGGGUGACCCCUGCUUUUUCUGUGCUUCCUCAACCCCUGAGCAGGGCCACGCUGCUCCUGUGCUCUACGCUGCCUGGGCUGAGGCCGGUUACCUCAACGAGUCCGAUCUGCUGAAACUGAGGAAGAUCGACUGCGACCUGGAAGGCCACCCAACCCCGGUAAGCGCUUUCCUUCGUACGGCUCUGGCUCUCGGUAGUCGGUGCUGCGUAAUGGGCCCAGCGCUAGAAAUUAGCUGGGUGCCAGGCACGUUUUGCAACUGGUGCACAUCCAACUGUGGAGAUCGCUGGACGCCAAGUCGGCGACUGACAUCUCCCUCUGGCUUCCUUGAGCCAGGUGAGCAGAAGAGCUUAGUUAUUGAAUCCUUUUCCUCCAAGGACUCCAUGGUUCAUUCGCCUCCUUGGUUAAUCCCCACAACAACCCUGUGAAGUAGGUGAUGAGGUUAUGGCCUCCUUGCUUCAGAACAGGGGUCAGCAAACUGGGAACCAGAUGCGGCCCCCCAGGCUCGUAAAUCCGGCCCAUGGACCCUGCCACCCGCUCAAUCAGUCCCCACGCGCUGCGGAUGCCUUGCCGCGCGGGGACUGACUUAUGCAAUGCUGGCACGGCUUCAGAUUGGCUGUAUGUGCUGGUCCCGGGGGCUAACCGAGAGGCGAGGUCCGAGUCCAGUCCAAGGUCGAGGGUGCGGUAUGGAGGCUGUCCGUCAAAGCUGAAGCUGGGUCCAAGGCAGGGAGUCGGGUGAGGUCAGGAACUCUGGCAGAAGAGCAGGUCAGGGUGCAGGCAGAAACAGGCUACCAACAACAUUGCUCCCGCAACUUGGGACUGGGGCUGGCCGGCUUUUAUCUGCCUCGAGGCAUAGGGCGGCCCUGGUCCACAGGUGACUCGCCUCUCCUGGCCUGGAGGCGAGCACUCCUCCUGCGGGAACUUAGUUCCCUCUGCCUCUCUGCCCUGAGCCUCUGCAGCUCAGGAGAGGCUGGAGGGUUACCGGACCCAGAGGCAACCACCUCUUCCCCUGACGGGGCUGAGAGUGAAGCACCUGCAGGCAAUGGGUCCUCCAUCACCUCCGGAGCCAGAGCAGACUCAGCUGGUGCCUGCAGCUGAGGAUCCAGCACAGGUGAGGACCCUUCAGGCUCAAGCCCCAGCCCCGGCUCAGCUGGUUCUGGAGGCGGGGAAUCCUGUGCAGGCUGGGAUUCCUCACGUUCAGCCUCUGAGUCCGAAUCCCAGGCAAUCACACUGUAGGAAGUUCCUGCAACCAACCCGCAGCCUUGCUGGCUGCAUGCUGAAGUAAACCCGGUGCAGCCAUGGACAGAGAGGAGGGCGCCGGGUCUGGGCUGCGCCAUGGGCAUCUUGGCGGGCGCGUCGCAGGGCUUCAGCCGGAGGUUGGCGUGCCUGCUGGCCCUGGUGCCCAGCUCAGCGCUGCUGCUGGUGGCAUGCUCGGCGGCCGCGCUGGAGCAGAUGGAGGGCGAGCUGCGCGCCGCCUGCCCGGCGCUCCACGUGCGCGGCCUGCCCGCUGACAGGCUGCAGUGCGUGGUGCACGCCACCUGGGAGCUCUGCAGAGACGGGCCGAUGGAGUGGCUUCUGCUCGUCAACAACGCCGGUGAGUGGGCACCACCACGACGUGCUCCUGAGCGCGUGCAGAGUUCGUUCCUCCUCCAGGUCCAGAGGCUGCUGCAGGACCGGCUUGCAGGGUAUUUAUUGCGAAGUGUUACCAGUCUCACCUGUUGAGUGAAACUGGAAACUGACUUGUCUGUUUUGAUUGUCGGACCCAUCUUCCCUUGGAAACGCGAUGGUGUCCAGCACGCUCCUGCUGCGCGGCUCUUGAGUCAUUCCGCUUCUCCCGGCUACAGCAGAGUUUUAUCAGCAGUGGUGUGCCAGUGUGUAAGGAUUUAUUAGCAUGGCAGUAAAGCUGAUAACGCGGGUGGCGCUGUGGGUUAAACCACUGAGCCUAGGACUUGCCGAUCAGAAGGUUGGCGGUUCAAAUCCCCGCGACGGGGUGAGCUCCUGUUGCUCGGUCCCUGCUCCUGCCAACCUAGGUAAACGGCGUUUCCGUAGCUCUCAGACACAGCUUCUGCUAUCCUAGGUAAAGGUAAAGGGACCCCUGACCAUUAGGUCCAGUCGUGGCCGACUCUGGGGUUGCGGCGCUCGUCUUGCUUUCUUGGCCGAGGGAGCCGGCGUACAGCUUCUGGGUCAUGUGGCCAGCAUGACUAAGCCACUUAUGGCAAACCAGAGCAGCGCAUGGAAAUGCCGUUUACCUUCCUGCCGGAGCGGAACCUAUUUAUCUACUUGCACUUUGAGGUGCUUUUGAACUGCUAGGUUGGCAGGAGCAGGGACCGAGCAACGGGAGCUCACCCUGUCGUGGGGAUUUGAACCGCCGACCUUCUGAUCGGCAAGUCCUAGGCUCAGUGGUUUAACCCACAGCACCACCCGCGUCCCUUUUGAGGCUCUGUGGUUUACAGCAGCAAAAACAACAAAACAGCCAGGAGAAAGCGGCGACAUGUUGCUUCUCCUUCGCAGCCAAAACAGAAAAUAAAAGUAACUUCCCCUUUGUGCGUGCAGCACAACCCGGAGACAGGACGCCAUGUCCCUUGAGCUAUUAACCCUGUGAGUUCUGGGACUCCUCACAUUUAUAUUUUUCAAAAUAUAGUCCGGCCCCCCACAAGGUCUGAUGAAAAAGUUUGCUGACCCCUGCUUUGGAAUCUGUUGGGUAUGUGUUGCUGGUGGAGCGGCCAGGAAAGCGCCUUGCCCCCUGAUCCAGAACAGUUGGGGAACAAAAGGAUCAGGACCUUGCGGGGCUAAUUGGUUUGCGAUGUUAUCCUCACCCCACGUUCCUCUCCCUUUUUUUCUCCCGCGUUUACAGAGGCUGCCUUUUGUGGACGUGGCCACUGGCUCACUGGGACAAGGCCUGGGAGCUGCUUGUGGCAUGGCCUACACUGGGAAAUACUUUGACAAGGCCAGGUGAGGAACUUACUGGGGAAACUGGGAAGAUCCACCCGGCUGGAGCGCCGUGUGCCAAUUCCAAACGCUUUCUGUGGUUCGGCACGAGUAAACAGUUGGCGUAAUUGAUAUAAACUGUGCGUAAUUGAUAUAAACAGCUCCCCUCAGUCAGAUACAGUGGUACCUUGGCUCUCAAACUUAAUUCGUUCCAGAAGUCCGUUCCAAAACCGAAGCGUUCAAAAACCAAGGUGCACUUUCCCAUAGAAAGUAAUGCAAAAUGGAUUAGGGAAGUUUUUAAUGUCUGACGCUGGAUUAUUUUUAAUAUUUGGCUGGAAGCCACCCGGAUGGGUGGGGUAUAUAAUAAAUUAUUGUUAUUAUUACAUUAAUCCAUUCCAGACUUUUAUAAACAACCCCUAAAACAGCAAUUUAACAUGAAUUUUACACUCUAACGAGGCCGUUGAUCCAUAAAAUGAAAGCAGUAAUCAAUGUACUGUACUAUAAAAUAAAUAACACAGUAACGUAGGGAGUCUUCUCUUCUCAUGAGGUGGCCAAAGUCUUGGAGCCUCAGCUUCAGGAUCUGUCCUUCCAGGGAGCACUCAGGGCUGAUUUCCUUCACAAUGGAGAGGUUGGAUCUUCUUGCAGUCCAUGGGACUCUCCAGAGUCUCCUCCAGUACCAGAAUUCAAAAGCAUCCAUUCUUUGGCGAUCAGCCUUCUUUAUGGUCCACCUCUCACUUCCAUACAUCGCUACUGGGAAAACCAGAGCUUGAACUAUACAGUGGUACCUCAGGUUGAGAACUUAAUUCGUUCCGUAGGUCCGUUCUUAAUUUGAAACUGUUCUUAACCUGAAGCACCACUUUAGCUAAUGGGGCCUCCUGCUGCUGCUGUGCCGCCGCAGCACGAUUUCUGUUCUCAUCCUGAAGCAAAGUUCUUAAUCCGAGGUACUAUUUCUGGGUUAGUGGAGUCUGUAACCUGAAGCGUUUGUAACCUGAAGCGUAUGUAACCUGGGGUACCACUGUACGGACCUUUGUCGGCAAGGUGAUGUCUCUGCUUUUUAAGAUGCUGUCUAGGUUUGUCAUUCCAUCCUCCAUUAUAUCCAGAAUCAUUGCAAAAGUUAUUUGAAGCCUGCCAAAGACCUCAAGUGUUUACAGUGAUCUUUCAAGCACGUUCUAUAUUUGUCCCCUUCUUCGUUGAAGUUUUGACCCUCCUGAUUUCUGAUUUUCCCGGUUAAUCCUGCCACCUCUGCGUAGUCCGAGAAUUUCAUAUGCCAGGACCUCUCUCCCUUCUCGCCUCCUUAAGAAUAAUAACGUUAUUGUGCGAGUACUUGGAGCUUGUAAAGCUGACAGCUGCAAUAAGAGAUAAACCUAAAAAGAUGGUGAAAGAAGAAUGGGAAUGUUUAAAUAAUUAUCUAGGGGAUAAGGGUUCAUCAAGAAAGACCUGGCUAUGUUUAGAAUGAUACCACAUAGGGAAAUGUUCCCUGAUACCAAGAUGAGGGAUUCUAUGGAAUGCAGAUAGAAUUGAUAAGAAUAAUGAUCUAUUGUAACCUUGAUGGAAGCGUACAAAUGGCUCAUCUUCCUCUUUUUUCCUUUUUUUCCUUUUUUCCUUUUCUUCUCCCCCCCCAUCCUCCUCCUUCUUUCCUUUUUCUUUUUUUCUUUCCCAUAAUGGCUUAUGUUUUAUGCUGUGUACUUUGAUAUUUUUGUAGUUUUUUAGCUUUUUCCAUUAUUAUUAUUAAGGAAUUUUUUUUUGUAAUUUUGGUUGUCUAUAUUUAUAUGUAUUUGUUUAAAGCAAAAUAGAAGUAUAUAACAACAACAACAACAACAACAUUAAUUUAGUUAUUUAUAUCCCCGCUUCCUUGGGCCCUGACCUGCCUCCUUCUCCCCCCAGUUACCGCGUGUACUGCCUACUGGGCGACGGCGAGAGCUCGGAGGGCUCGGUGUGGGAAGGUCUGGCCUUUGGCUCCCAGUACCAGCUGGACAACCUGGUGGCCAUCUUCGAUGUCAACCGGCUGGGGCAGAGUGAGGCCGCCCCCCUGCGCCACGACAUGGAGGUCUACCGCAAACGCUGCGAGGCCUUCGGGUGAGUAAGCGCCGCCGGCUGCUUCUGCCUUCGAACCUCCUCUUUGCGGCAACGGCAGGCGGCGGUUCCCAGACUUCCUUCUCCUGGCUGCCCUUCCAGAACAAAAUUUUGCUUGUGACUUUUUUAUUCAUACGAAAUGGUUUGGAAUGCACAACUCUGGUUGUCCUUGGUAUCGCUUGAUUUCUUGUUUUGAAAAGAUACCGAUCCAUAUUCUGCCAAUUUUUCAAAGCACAUGUUUUAAUAUUACACUGAAAAGUUUUUUUAAAGUUUCUUUGAAUGCCCUUGAAUCUUGAAUUGAAGAUUAAGGUAGAAGGUUGAUAGAAUAUAAAAUUUUGUGCCUGUGUUUCUUUUUCUCUUCUUGUCCCCCCCCCUUCUUUCUUUAAACGUACAGCCCCUUACUUUUUAGGAGGGAAAAAGUGUGUCUUAUAGAGCGAAAAAUACGGUAUUUUCUUCUCUUGGGAUAUUAGCUUUGUUUGGUUUUUAUUGUACUACAUGUUGAAAACCUUUAAUAAUAAUAAUAAUAAUAAUAAAGAAUCUUCCUGCCAGACUUGGUGGCUCACAGAUUGAGGUUGAAUCCUGACAAGACAGAAGUACUGUUUUUGGGGGACAGGAGUCAGGCGGGUGUGGAGGACUCCCUGGUCCUGAAUGGGGUAACUGUGCCCCUGAAGGACCAGGUGCGCAGCCUGGGAGUCAUUCUGGACUCACAGCUGUCCAUGAAGGCGCAGGUCAAUUCUGUGUCCAGGGCAACUGCUGACCAGCUUCAUCUGGUAUGCAGGCUGAGACCCUUCCUGCCCGCAGAUUGUCUCGUCAGAGUGGUGCAUGCUCUAGUUAUCUCCCGCUUGGACUACUGCAAUGCGCUCUAUGUGGGGCUACCUUUGAAGGUGACCUGGAAACUACAACUAAUCCAGAAUGCGGCAGCUAGACUGGUGACUGGGAGUGGCUGCUGGGACCACGUAACACCGGUCCUGAAAUACCUACAUUGGCUCCCAGUACGUUUCCGAGCACAAUUCAAAGUGUUGGUGCUGACAUUGAAAGCCAUAAACGGCCUCAAAGGCCCAGUAGACCUGAAGGAGCAUCUCCAUCCCAUCGUUCAGCCCGGACACUGAGGUCCAGUGCUGAGGGCCUUCUGGCGGUUCCCUCGCUGCGAGAAGCCAAGUUACAGGGAACCAGGCAGAGGGCCUUCUCGGUAGUGGCACCCGCCCUGUGGAACUCCCUCCCACCAGAUGUCAAAGAGAUAAACAACUACCAGACUUUUAGAAGACAUCUGAAGGCAGCCCCAUUUAGGGAAGCUUUUAAUGUUUGAUGAAUUAUUGUAUUUUAACAUUGUGCUGGAAGCUGCCCAGAGUGGCUGGGGAAACCCAGCCAGAUGAGCAGGGUAUAAAUAAUAAAUUGUUAUCAUUAUUAUUAUGACUAUCCUCUCCUGCCACACCUUUUGGGAACCGCUGAGUUAAGGAGAGCUCGGCUGCUGGAUCUGGUCAGUGGCCCUUUUGGCUGCUGGAUCCGGCCAACGGCAUCCUGUUCUUGCAGCUGCCAGCCAGAUCUGGGAAGCCUAAAGCCGACCUCCUUCCCUUCUUCUUCCAGGUGGAAUACGUACGUUGUGGAUGGGCAUAAGGUGGAGGAGUUGUGCCAGGCCCUGUGGCAAGCCAGCCAGCAGAAGGGGAAGCCCACCGCCAUCGUGGCCAAGACCUUCAAAGGGCGAGGAAUCGCAGGUGAGCCUGUGGCCCCUUUGUCCUGUGGGGGGUGAAAGAGGGGACCUGCUUGCGGCAGUCAUUCUGGUCCCUGGACGGUGCCUGGGUCAGCCUUCGCGCUCUUGGCACCCCUCCAGGUGUCUGGGACUACAACUCCCAUCAUCCCUGACCAACGCAGUGUGACUGUUCCUCAGUUGGAUCUUUUUUUUACAUAGCGGUAUUUUAUGUAUUGAGGGACGUGGGUGGCGCUGUGGGUUAAACCACAGAGCCUGGGGCUUGCCGAUCAGGAGGUCGGCGGUUUGAAUCCCCGCGACGGGGUGAGCUCCCGUUGCUUGGUCCCUGCUCCUGCCAACCUAGCAGUUCAAAAGCACCUCAAAGUGCAAGUAGAUAAAUAGGUACCACUCCGGCGGGAAGGUAAACGGAGUUUCCGUGCGCUGCUCUGGUUCACCAGAAGCGGCUUAGUCAUGCUGGCCACAUGACCCGGAAGGUGUACGCCGGCUCCCUCGGCCAGUAAAGCGAGAUGAGCGCCGCAACCCCAGAGUCGGCCACAAGUGAACCUAAUGGUCAGGGGUCCCUUUACCUUUAUUUUAUGUAUUGUGACGUGGCUGUUACUUCUAUUGAUCAUGAUCCAGUAACGCUUUAUUGUAAUCGUUGGGAGUGAUUUCCUGCUGAUUUAUGACCAGUUGUUCUUUUGAGACUUAACUUUAUGGUGUAAUAUUAUAUAUUAAAUGCAUCGUGGACCAUCACCUUCUAUGAUGGAAGUUGCUUGUUUUAAAGUCCUAUUUAUAUUAUGAUUUAUUUGUGGUUUUUUAAAAAAUAAUUUUUAUUAAUUUUUCCAUUUAAACGUAUCUAAUCACAUCAUUAUUAUCCAGUUUACUUCUUUGGCUCUUUACAGCCUAUCGACUUCCUUCCCUCCCACCUCUUGGCUUUCAAAAGUAACCGUUAUAUCACAGCAUUUUAUACAUUUUCCAGUUCUAAUAUAACUCAUUGCAAAAUACCUCAAAAUUUAAAUAAAUGUAGAAAGGUAAAAAAUUCCUCAUUACAAGUCUUCAGAUAACCCUACUAGUCUUGUUAAUUGCUUACAGUGGGCUUUUAUUUUGACUUAUUUGCAUCAUCGUAGGGUGCGUUGGUCUUUGUUGUAUGUUUCGCUGUUUCUACCGCCUUGUCUAUAGCAAUGCAGAAAGGCGGCGUACAAAUUGAGAGUGAAAUGCAAUGGAAAAACAACGAUGGGAGUUGUAGUUUAAAACACCUGGAGGGCGCAAGGUUGGCAAAGGCUGACUCCCGGAGUGUUCUCUUGCCUCAGGUGUGGAAGAUGCGGACAACUGGCAUGGGAAGCCCAUGCCCAAGGAGAAAAUGGAGUCCAUCAUCAACGCUCUCCAGGGCCAAAUACCGGCCAAUAAAGUUUAUACCAUCCUGCCGCCGGCCGGAGACGUAGCCCAGGUGACCAGUGAGGAGAUCAAGAUGCCGUCUCCACCCGCUUUCAAAAUAGGAGAAAAGGUACUGCCGGGGCAGCCGGUUAGAAUCAUAGAACUAUUGAGCACUUCCAUCCAUGAAAGACUGGCAAAUUAAAUUUUGUGAAUAUAUACCGUAUUUUUCGCUCCAUAAGAGACACUUUUCCCCUCCUAAAAAGUAAGGGGAAAUGUGUGUGCGCUCUUAUGGAGCGAAUGCAGGGGGAAGGCGGUGGGGGGAAGCCCCCAAGAGCCGCACACACGCUCUGCGUGGCUUGUGAACGGGACCACUGAGCAGAGCCUGGGAUGCAUACAGGCUCUGCUCAGCGCUCCCUUUAAAAAUAUUUUUUUCUUGCAUACCCCUAAACGGCCUCGGUCCUGUACACCUGAAGGAGCGUCUCCACCCCCAUCAUUCUGCCCGGACACUGAGGUCCACCACCGAGGGCCUUCUGGCGGUUCCCUCCCUGCGAGAAGCAAAGCUACAGGGAACCAGGCAGAGGGCCUUCUCAGUGGUGGCGCCCGCCCUGUGGAACGCCCUCCCACCAAAUGUCAAAGAGAACAACAGCUACCAGACUUUUAGAAGACAUCUGAAGGCAGCCCUGUUUAGGGAAGCUUUUAAUGUUUGAUCUAUUACAGUAUUUUAAUAUUUUUUUGCAAGCUGCCCAGAGUGGCUGGGGAAGCCCAGCCAGAUGGGCGGGUUAUAAAUAAUAAAUUAUUAUUAUUAUUAUUAUUAUUAUUAUUACUACUAAAAACUAGGUGCAUCUAACGGUCAGGUGCAUCUUAUGGAGCGAAAAAUAUGGUAUAUAGUACAUCUGGCAAGACUCAUAGCAUUCAUAAGGGGACAAUCGGACCAAAAAUUAUUAAAAGAAUGGGGAUGUGCUAAAGAGUAUAUGAAAAAAAACAUUGUUCUGGAGUAAGCAUAUGUAACGAAUGAAGCUUUGCAGGGUUAAAGAAAGAGAAAAAUGGUGCAAAAAGUAUAAAGAUAGAAGUAAUCCACAUUAGACACAACAAUUUAGAAAGAGUAAAAAUUUUGAGGUCUUAGAACAAAGGAAGUAAAAAUGUGUAUAUGUACAUAAUGAUUAGAACAAUGAUAUGGUUUUAUUUGUAGAUGUGUGUUUUUGUUUUUUGUUCGUGUUUUUUCCCCCUCUUGUGUUUUGCUUUUUUUUCUUGUUUGUACAGUUUUAUUUUGGAUUCAAUGUUUUUAUUUUUUGUUGUAAUUUUGCCUUGAAAAAAAAUUGGGGAAAAAAGAACUAUUGAGCACUUAUGGCCUUCCUUGCCGUCUAACUCCACAAUUCCCACAGUUAUAAAAAGUCCCAAACGCUGUGCCCUUUCCUCACAGGAAAACACCUCUGUACCUUCUUAGAGCAGGUGGGUGCCUUGACGGCGGAACGCUGGUGCCUUUCAGGGGUCUCUAACGUGGUUAACCACCUCCUGUUCCUCCCCGCAGAUGGCCACUCGCAAGGCCUACGGCUUAGCCCUGGCCAAGCUGGGCAGCGCCAGCCCUCGCGUGGUGGCGCUGGAUGGUGACACGAAGAACUCGACGUUCGCCGAGCUGUUCAAGCAGGCCCACCCAGAGCGCUACAUCGAGUGCUUCAUCGCUGAGCAGAACAUGGUGAGCCUGCAAGGAUGGGCCUCCGGGGGAAGAAUGCGGGUGCCGACACCUUAAUUUUUUUAUUGCCCACCCUUCACCCUCGGAUCCGGGAGGCGGGUGACAGCAUUAAAACGCACGGAGGUCCAGUGGUUCCCCCACUGCAAGAAGCGAAUUUGCAGGGCCUUCUUGGUAGUGGCACCUGUCCUGUGGAACACCCUCCCAUCAGGUGUCUAGGAGAUAAAUAACUACACAGGGGGCGCUCGGGUUGCGAACGUGCUCCGUAUGGGAUGCACGUACGUUCGCAACCCGCAGCGUUCGCAACCCGCGUCUGUGCGUCUGCGCACGUUUCAAUUUGGUGCUUCUGCACAUGCGCAAAGCACGAUUUAGCGCUUCUGCGCAUGCACGACUGCCGAAACCCAGAAUAACCUGUUCUGGUGCUUCCGGGUUUCGGUAGUCCGCAACCCGAAAAAUCGCAACCUGAAGCAGCUGUAACCCGAGGUAUGACUGUAUAAGUUUUAGAAGACAUCUGAAGAAGGAAGUUUUUAAUGGUUGCUGUUGAACAGUGUUGUUAAUAUUAUAUGCAGCCAGAUGAGUGGCAUAUACCGCGUUUUUCCGUGUAUAAGACUAGGGUUUUUUAUCAAAUAAAUUAGGUUUAAAAUUGGGGCUCGUCUUAUACACGGGUAAUGCUGAGGGGUGUUUUCUUAAUUUGGAGUCCCCAAAAAUAGGAGGGGGCGUCUUAUACAUGGGGGUGUCUUCUACACAGAAAAAUAGGGUAAGUAAUAAAAUGAAUUAUUAUUAUAUUAUAUUAUAUUAUAUUAUAUCCCACCCAUCUGGCUGAGUUGCCCAAGCCACUUAUUAUUAUAGCAUUAAAAACAAUUCCAAACAGCAUACAGCCACAGAAACAAGGUGGGACCUGCCAUAAAGGUAAAGGGACCUCUGACCAUUAGGUCCAGUCGUGACCAAAUCUGGGGUUGCGGCGCUCAUCUCGCUUUAUUGGCCGAGUUUGCCGGCGUACAGCUUCCGGAUCAUGUGGCCAGCAGGACUAAGCCGCUUCUGGCCAACCAGAGCAGCACAUGGAAACGCUGUUUAUCUUCCCGCCGGAGCGGUACCUAUUUAUCUACUUGCACUUCGACGUGCUUUCAAACUGCUAGGUUGGCAGGAGCAGGGACCGCGCAACGGGAGCUCACCCCGUCAUGGGGAUUCAAACCGCCGACCUAUUGAUUGGCAAGUCCUAGGCUCUGUGAUUUAACCCACAGCGCCACCCGCAUCCCUGGGACCUGCCAUAGGUCAGGGCAAAGAGGUGCUUCUUCAACACGAUCCAGAAGCUGUCCAGUGACAGCGCCAGGCUCACCUCUGUGAGGAGGGAGUUGAGUAGCUUUGGGGCCACCACAGAGAAGACCCUCUUCCAGGCUGCUACUACCCUGAGCCUCGUGAGGGCGGAGGAAUUGUCAAGAGGGUCCCUUUCACCAAACUCAGCACCUGAGAGGGUCUGUCGGGAAGGAGAUGGUCUUUCAUAUAUCUGGGGCCUUGAUGGGUUUCGGGCUUCAGACACCAGCCUGAGACCCUUGAAUGGGACAUGGGAACAAACUGACAAUAAUAAAUUCUGUUGGAAGCUGCGCAGAGUGGCUGGGGCAACCCUGUCAGAUAGGUGGGGUACAAGUAAAAAAAUAUUAUUAUUACUACUUCUUUGGCGAUCCCUCGUAGCUGAGUAAGAUUGUCUUCCAUAAACACGGUCUUAACAAUGAGUCCGUAAGUGACUUCAGAGGCCAAUUCUGGAUCCGCACGUCCUUCCACAGUGGGGACAUUGGUUUCUGCGUGGGAGUUGAUCACAGUGUGGAUUUGCCAAGUGUGCCUUCCUCUAAGCACGUUUCUCCCUUGCGUCCUGAGUUCGAGUGUCUUCAAAGCCCGUGACACCUUUGGGAAAGGCUGUUCUCCAACAGGAGCGCUCACAGCAAGAGUUUCCCAAUUGUUGGUGUUUAUACUACAUUUUUUAAAAUUUGCUUUGAGACAAGUCUUUAAACCUCUUUUGUUGACCACCAACAUUACACUUUCCAUUUUUAAGUUUGGAAUAGAGCAGUUGCUUUGGAAGACGAUCAUCAGGCAUCCGCACAACAUGACCAAUCCAACGAAGAAUGUUGAAGAAUCAUUGCUUCAACACUGGUGAUCUUUGCUUCGUCCAGUACACUGGCAUUAAUUCACCUGUCUUCCCAAGUUACUACUACAGUCAUACCUCAUGUUACGUUUGCUUCAGGUUGUGCGUUUUCAGGUUGCGUCCCACAGCCAUCUGGAAGUAACGGAAUGUGUUACUUCUGGGUUUUGCCGCUCGCACAUGCGCAGAUGUGCAAAAUGACGUCACGCGCAUGUGCAGAAGCGGCAAAUCGCGACCUGCGCAGAUGUGGGUUGUGUUUUUUUCAGGUUGCGAACAGGCCUCCAGAAUGGAUCCCGUUCGCAACCAGAGUUACCACUGUACUCUUAUUAUUACUCUUAUUAUUAUUAUUACUGCUGCUGCUGCUAACCUUGUUUUGCGCUGCGCAGGUCAGUGUGGCCCUUGGCUGUGCCGCCAGGAACCGCAUGAUCCCCUUUGCCAGCUCCUUUGCGGCGUUCUUCACCCGGGCGUUCGACCACAUCCGGAUGGCAGCCAUUUCCCACGCCAACAUCAAGCUCUGUGGGUCCCACUGUGGGGUUUCCAUCGGUAUGUAUGGGGCCUGAUGCGCAAGGCCUGCCUGCCUUACUCAUAGCACUUACGGCCUUCCUUGUCUCAGAGGAGCCUGAGGGGGGCAUUCGCGGUUCUUUCUUCUCCCCACCACUUUUUCAUUACAACAACCUUGCUUUUUUAAAUUUUUAAAUUUCUUAAAAAAAUUAAAUAUAUUUAUUUUAUCAAAAUAAUUCAACAUUAAUACAUACAUAUUACGAAUAUACAAACAAACAUACAUUUCAUACAGCCCUUAAAAAUAUUCAUACAUACCCACACUCAAUCCCACACAUACUUCCUUUUCCCAUCACCUUGUGUUAGACUUCCAAUCUACUCAACUGCAGUUUCUUUCCACUUCUAUUACUUUCUUUCACACACUUUUAAAACCAACUUUCUGCUUCUUUUUCUGUCACAUUGUUAUCCAUCUUAUUUAGUGUUUCAGCAUUUAUAACGGAACUUGUUUAUUCUAAUAGGAGUUCUGUUUUUUCAAUAUGAUUUUGCAAAUAUCCUUUAAACACCUUCCAGUCCUUGUCUAUCUUCUCUUUUGAGAUCCUUCCGAUUUCUCCCAUUGUUUCGGAUAUAUUGUAAUACUCCAGUAAUUUGGCAAGCCACUCUAUUUUUGUCGGUAUUAUACCACUUUUCCAAUUUUUGGAAAUUGGAAAAGUCGUUACAACAGCCUUGCGAGGUAGGUGCGGCUGAGAGGCGGUUCCUGGUCAACAACGGCCCAGCGAGCUUCAUGGCGGGCAACCGACAGCUCAGGAGCUGCAUGCGGCCCCCGGCCUCACAUUAUGUGGCCCCCGGUGCCCCAUUCCUCCACCUAAGCAAGAGUUCCUUACUCCCAUCCUGUUUUUUCUCUCGUUUUCCCCUUUUAAGGUGCAUCCCCUUCUAUCUUCGUAGUUUCAGAAAAGCACAGGGGCAUAAAUGUAAUUUGGUCUUUUUUAUUUUAAUUGGAAUAUUAUGAUUGGAUAUAUUAAUUGGAUGUUUUUGUAUUGGAAAAUCAAUAAAAAUGAUUUUUUUAAAAAAAAGAAAAGGACUGGGGCGAAAAUUAUUUUGCCGUAAAUGAACUGACGUUGGUUAUCAGUGACUAGCUUUUGAGGGGAGAAGCCUCUUGUGGCCGGGGGUUUCUCUCGUGUGCUCUCCCCUGUUUCGUAUUUUUUAAUAUAUAUAUCUCCUGGGUUGGCAAACUGAUUUAUUUGCAUUUUCCUGUGAAAAACAUCAGGAGGGCACCAUUGACCGGAAAGUACAGUGGUACCUUGGUUUGCAAACGUCUUGGAUUACAAACACGCCAAACCCAUAAGUGCGUGUCUCGUUUGCAACCUUUUUUUUGGAUUACGAAAAAACAAAUUUGGGACGCCCUAUUAGCGAAUGCUUGCCUUAGGUUACAACCUGUUUUGGUUUACAAACGGACCUCCGGAACGGAUUACAGUUGUAAACCAAGGUACCACUGUAUUUAUUAUUGCUUUCUUCAUAAAAAGGAUACACCGCUCGAUUGUGGAAAAACCUCAAAGCGGUUUGCAAAAAAAUAGAAAGCAACAAAUUUAUCCAUCAGAAGAAUUGGGAACGGUAGUUUGAAGAUUUUCAGAAGUCGCAAUAACAGCAGAACAAAACUUUAGACAAGCACCUGAAUAGGCUUGUCUAAAGAAAAUUGGUUUUGGCAGCCACCAAAAAAGAGUACAGUGAAACCUCCUGCCUGACAUCAAUAGGCAGGGAGUUCCGAAGUCUAUGUGCUUCUGCACUAAAAUGUCUUGUUAUUACAAAUGCAGAAUUGGCACCUGUAAGAGUGCCAGUCCCAGCAAUCAAAUUGGGGGCAUCUCUGGGGUAUGGCAAUCUUGGAAGUAAAGUUAAAGGGACCCCUGACUGUUAGGUCCAGUUGUGGCCGACUCUGGGGUUGCGGCGCUCAUCUCGCUUUAUUGGCCGAGGGAGCCGGCGUACAGCUUCCGGGUCAUGUGGCCAGCAUGACUAAGCCGCUUCUGGCGAACCAGAGCAGCACACGGAAACGCCGUUUACCUUCCCGCCUGAGCGGUACCUAUUGAUCUACUUGCACUUUGACGUGCUUUCGAACUGCUAGGUUGGCAGGAGCAGGGACCGAGCAACGGGAGCUCAGCCCAUUGCGGGGAUUCGAACCACCGGCCUUCUGAUUGGCAAGUCCUAGGCUCUGGUUUAAACCACAGUGCCACCCGCGUCCCUUCUGGUUCCAAUAAUAAUAAUAAUUUUAUUAUUUAUACCCUGCCCAUCUGGCUGGGUUUCCCCAGCCAAUCUGGGCAGCUUCCAACAAAAUAUUAAAAAUACAUUAAAACAUUAGUCAUUAAAAACUUUCCUAAACAGGGCUGCCUUCAGAUGUCUUCUAAAAGUCAGGUGGUUGUUUAUUUCCUUGACAUCUGAUGGGAGGGUGUACCACAGGGCGGGCGCCACCACUGAGAAGGCCCUCUGCCUGGUUCCCUGUAACCUCACUUCUUGCAGGGAGGGAACCGCCAGAAGGCCCUCGAAGCUGGACCUCAGUGUCCAGGCAGAAUGAUGGGGGUGGAGACGCUCCUUCAGGUAUAUUGGAAGAUUGUAAAGCUCCUUGACAUCUGACAGGAGGCGGGAGCCACCACCGAGAAGGCCCUCUGCCUGGUUCCCUGCAACUUGGCUUCUCGCAGGGAGGGAACCGCCAGAAGGCCCUCGGCGCUGGACCUCAGCGUCUGGGCAGAACGAUGGGGGUGGAGACGCUCCUUCAGGUCCCAAGUUGUUAGAAGUAGGGUGGCUGAUUCCCUGGUUUACGUUCCUGGUUGCUUCUCUCUCCAUCUCCUCUUCUUGGCUGUGAAGAUUAAGCUCUUGUUCCCUUUGUAUCCUGCUUUCCCCCCCAGGGGUCCAGGGCUCUCUACUUUGCCAUCUCCCCCCAUCUCCCCUUUUAUCUUCACAACGGUCCUGCGAGGUAGGUUAGGCUGAGAAUUGCGAAACUGCACCUGCUCGGAGUGUUUUUGUGCAUUGCCUCUUCUGGUUUGUAUUUUGCUUUGAACUAAUUUGGAGUGGAGUGGAGCAGUUAAAGCGCUGGGGUGAGGGGGGGCCUAACUCCUGCUAUCCCAGCAUGUUAACACACCACCUCGGGGGGGGGGGGCCUGCGGAUGCUACACUUGGCUUGUGUUCUGCUUCAGAUGCUUAAUAAUAAUAAUAAUAAUAAUAAUAAUAAUAAUUUAUUUAUACCCUGCCCAUCUGGCUGAGUUUCCCCAGCCACUCCCAAUCAAGUGUUAAAAACAGUACAGCAUUAAAUAUUAAAACUUCCCUAAGCAGGGCUGCCUUCAGAUGUCUUUUAAAGAUAGGAUAGCUGCUUAUUUCCUUCACAUCUGAAGGGACGGCGUUCCACAGGGUGGGAGCCACCACCGAGAAGGCCCUCUGUCUGGAUUCCCUUGAUUAUGGUGGAACUUCGGUUCUCGAAUGUCUCCGUUGAUUAACAGUUCGGAACCCGAACGCCGAAAAGCUGGAAGCGAUUGCUUCCGUUUUCGAACGCGCCUCGGAAGUUGAACGGCUUCCAUGUUUCUCCGGUUUUUUCAAUGGAUUUUGGCAACCGCCCUUUGAUCUUCGCCUUUCAAACGUUUCAGAAGUUGAAUGGUCUUCCGGAACGGAUCAGGUUUGAAAACCAAGGUUCCCCUGUACAGUCAUACCUCAUGUUACGUUUGCUUUAUGUUACGUUCUUUUCAGUUUACGUCCCGCGGUGACCUGGAAGUACCGGAAAGGGUUCCUUCCGGGUUUUGCUGCUCAUGCAUGCGCAGAAGCGCUAAAUCGCGCUUUGUGCAUGCGCACAAGUGCCAAAUCACACUGCGCACCUGCGCAGAUACGCCACUUCAGGUUGCGCUCUUUUCAUGUUGUGAAUGAACCUCCAGUACAGAUCCCAUUCACGACCAGAGGUUCCCCUGUACAGAGGUACCUCGGGUUAAGUACAUAAUUCAUUCCGGAGGUCCGUUCUUAACCUGAAACUGUUCUUAACCUGAAGCACCACUUUAGCUAAUGGGGCCUCCAGCUGCUGCCGCGCUGCUGGAGCACGAUUUCUGUUCUCAUCCUGAAGCAAAGUUCUUAACCUGAAGCACUAUUUCUGGGUUAGCGGAGUCUGUAACCUGAAGCGUAUGUAACCUGAGGUACCACUGUACUUGGUUGAGCAGCCAUGUACUAAAUCCGAGUUUAGGUACAGAGCCGGAGGCUUGGGCUCCAUUGCACAAUUUGCGCAGAAGCAUAAGGUUGGAAGGGAACCCCAAUGGCCAUCUAGCCCGACCCCCAGCAAUGCAGGAAUCGUAGCACCAGGAGGCGCUGUUGUGGUUGUCUUUCCCUCCCUGGCAUGGCAUGGGCUCCUGAGCUUUCUCUGGCAUGCGGCUGGAGGGUCACGCUGUUCCCGCUGCCUCCCCAGGUGAGGACGGACCUUCUCAGAUGGCCUUGGAGGACAUCGCCAUGUUCAGGACCAUUCCGGGCUGCUCCGUCUUCUACCCCAGUGACGCUGUGUCCACUGAGCAUGCUGUCCUUCUGGCUGCAAACACCAAGGUAAGUGGGGCUGCCUACGUCUGGUUAAAACAUUGUCGCCGGGAAGCGGAAGGGGAAGCCACAGCUCUCCGAAAUCCCAAUUUACAGUGGUCCCUUGGUUCUCAAACGCCUUGGUACUCAAACGCCUUGGAACCCAAACACUGCAAACCCGGAAGUAAGCAUUCCAGUUUGCGAACUUUUUUCGGAAGCCGAACAUGCUCCGUUUUGAGUGUUACUCUUCCGAUUUGAGUGCUACACUUCUGUUUUUGCUAUUUAUUUUGCGUUUUUGUUUUUGUGGCUCUUUUUGUUUGUUUUUGUGACUGUGUGGAACCCAGUUCAGUUACUGAUGGAUUGAUUGUGCGACUGCAGUACAUCGUUUAUUGCUUUCAUUUUGUGGAUCGGUGAUCUCGUUAGAUAGUAAAAACCAUGUUAACUUGCUGUUUCAGGGGUUGUUUUUGAAAGUCUGGAACGGAUUAAUCCAUUUUGCCUGACUUUCUAUGGGAAAGUGUGACUUGGUUUAAGAACGCUUUCGUUUUGGAACGGACUUCCAGAACGGAUUAAGUUUGAGACCCAAGGUACCACUGUAUCGCCAUUGGCACCUUCUGACAAGUGUGUCAAGCGUUGGCUGUCGCAAAGCACAUUGUGCAAAGCUGGGGUCUUUUUCAGCCGAGGGCCGCAUUACCUUCUGGGGCAGCUUUUCGGGGGCCGCACGCCAGUUGUGGGUGGGGCUGGAGGCGGAAGUGGGUGGAGCAAGGGAUGUUAAUUUUGCAAGAGGCUGGUUUGUGCGUGUACUGACACACCCCUCUCUACCCAGGGAAGCAAGAGGCACGAUCAGAGUUCAGGAAUGCAUCCCAGCCAGGCAAAAGCACAAAGCAAUGUUUGGGGGUCCCCAUUUGGCCCUGAGCCCCCCCACUCCUACAAUGAAGCCACAACGAUACCAUACGAUAAUCUUUAUUGUCAUUGUCCCAUACAGAACAACGAAAUUGAAAAAAUCUACAUCGGACAUUCAAAACCAACAAGCUUGUUAUCCCAGCUAUCGCAGCCUGGUUAGCCCCCUAAAAACUCUGAUACCCCAUAAUUAAAUACAAUAUACUCCCAUCGAGACUACCUUACACUGGGUUUAAAACCAAAAUCGCAUUUGGGUAGAAGCUGUUUCUCAGGCGGCUAGUCCUAGUCUUUAUAACCCUGGACCUUCUUCCAGAAGGCAGAAGCUGAAAGAGAUCAUUUCCAGGGUGCACACUAUCCUGCCCUAUCUCUGCAGCUUUCUUAUGACACCUGAAAGCGUAGAUUUGAUCCAAGGUGGGAAGAGGGCACCCAAUUAUUCUCUCCGCAGUCUUUACAACCCUGGACAACGUUGUUUUUUCCCUGACCGUGCAGCUCCCAAACCACACACACAGACCAUAAGUUAAUACAUCUCUCCACAGUACAAUGGUAAAAUGUCAUCAACAGGUCCUUUGAGAGAUUGUUUUUCUGGAGGAUUCUCAGAAAAUAUAACCUCUGCUGUGCUCUCUUCAUCAGGUCUUUGCUGUUUUCUCCCCAGGUUAGGUCAUCUUUCAACUCUAUUCCCAGAAAUCAAAACGCCGAGACCUGUUCCACACACUUCCCCUCAAUAAUGAGCAGCUGAAUAUUCAAUUUACAUUUCCUAAAGUCCACAAUGGGGCGCGGGUGGCGCUGUGGGUUAAACCACAGAGCCUAGGACUUGCCGAUCAGAAGGUCAGCGGUUCGAAUCCCCGCGACGGGGUGAGCUCCCGUCGCUCGGUCCCUGCUCCUGCCCACCUAGCAGUUCCAAAGCAUGUCAAAGUGCAAGUAGAUAAAUAGGUACCACUCCAGCGGGAAGGUAAAUGGCAUUUCCGCGCGCUGCUCUGGUUCGCCAGAAGCGGCUUAGACAUGCUUGCCACAUGACCCGGAAGCUGUACGCUGGCUCCCUCGGCAAAUAAAGCGAGAUGAGCGCCGCAACCCCAGAGUCAGCCACAACUGGACCUAAUGGUCAGGGGUCCCUUUACCUUAAAGUCCACAAUAUUCACUUUUGUUUUCUCUAAGUUAAGGAGUGAGUUGUUUUUCCUGCACCACUCCCCCAACUGCUCAACUUCCUUCGUAUCGGCUGCCUCCCCCUCUCCAGCCGUGAUUAAACCAACCACCGUUGUAUUAUCUGCGACAGCUUGCUGGGGUGGAGGUUGCACGAUAACAUUAGUCAGAUCUCCAGGCGUCUUCUUCCAGUUUCUGGAAGUGCAUCGUUCUUUCUGCGCUUUUGCACAGUCCAGGCAAACUCUGUGUUUUUAUCAGCGCAACCCUGGAGCUUCUGCAGAUCUUUGACCCCUCGUGCCUGACCCUGUCGUGCCCCAGGACAUGUGUAAACACAAAGUGGGAGCCCUGCUGCCUCCCUUUCGUUGAAAUGUGAUCUUUGCUCCUCCAGGGGAUAUGCUUCAUUCGAACCAGCCGCCCAGAGACUCCUGUCCUCUACUCUCAGGACGAAAAGUUCGGGAUUGGCCAUGCCAAGGUAAAGGGUGUGAUUUGAUUUUUCAUCGGUUUCGCCGUCUGCAUUUUGAAGGGAGAAGAGUCGUUCCGAACAGGACCGUCGUCAGCUUUCGUCCCUCAAUUUAAAAGCUGCUCUGCCCCAUUAAUAAUAAUAAUAAUAAUAAUAAUAAUAAUAAUAAUAAAAAUAAAAAUUUAGGGAAGUUUUUUAAUAUUUAAUGCUGUGUUGUUUUUAACACUCGACUGGGAGCCGCCCAGAGUGGCUGGGGAAACUCAGCCAGAUGGGCGGGGUAUAAAUUAUUAUUAUUAUUAUUAUUAUUAUUAUUAUUAUUACCCUGCCCAUCUGGCUGCGUUUCCCCAGCCACUCUGGGCGGCUUCCUACAGAGUAUUAAAAUACAAUAGUCUAUUAAACAUUAAAAGCUUCCCUAAACAGGGCUGCCUUCAGAUGUCUUCUAAAAGUCUGGUAGUUGUUUUUCUCUUUGACAUCUGGUGGGAAAGCGUUCCACAGGGCUGGUGCCACUACCAAGAAGGCCCUCUGCCUGGUUCCCUGUAACCUUGCUUCUCGCAGGGAGGGAACCGCCAGAAGGCCCUCGGAGCUGGAUCUCAGUGUCCGGAUAGAACGAUGGGGGUGGAGACGCUCCUUCAGGUAUACUGGGCCAAGGCCGUUUGGGGCUUUCAAGGUCAGCACCAACAACCAACCAUUUUGUUUUUAAGUGCCAACGGUCUGGUUCAAGUGGAGCUCAUCCUUUUGCGCCGGUCCCGCUCGCCCCAGAAUAUUCCCCAGUGCCUAAAAAAAUUCAAACCCCUCUUCUCCACACUGUUGUCUCAUUCACACAUUGACACCACAAAGCUGUGCCGGUCCAGAAUCGUGGAAUUGUAGAGUUGGAAGAGACCCAGGGGUCACCUAGUCCCCCCGCCUGCAAGGCGAACUGUGAAUUUUAGAGGCGAUAUUGUUGCAGGCAGCAUAGGACUUAAUUGGCGGGGCAUUGUCUCCCCAUGUUCUAGGGCAGGGUUUCCCAAACUUGGCCCUCCAGCUGUUUUUGGACUACAACUCCCAUCAUCCCUAGCUAACAGGAGCAGUGGUCAGGAAUGAUGGGAAUUGUAGUCCAAAAACAGCAGGAGACCCAAAUUUGGUAAACACUGUUCUUAGCACCAAGGCUGCAACAAACAGAUCUUCUGAAGCCUAAUAACAAUAACAAUAACAACAACAACAAUAAUAAUAAUACCAUCGUAUUUUUCACUCUAUUAGACGCACGGGACCAUAAGAUGCACCUAGUUUUUAGGGGAGGAAAACAAGAAAUAAGAAAGCAAUGCAAAGCCUCCUGAGCUAAGAGGGAGCGCUCCUCUCUCUUCGCUCUGGAGGCUUUGCGGGGCUAUCCCUGAAGCCAGGAGAGCAAGCAGGAUCGGUGCGCACCGAUCCCUCUUGCCCUCCUGGCUUCAGCGAAAGCAAGCCUCCUGGCUUUGCCCCCACCUCCCGCAAGAGCCGCGCGCUCUUUAAAGGGAGCGCGGCUCUUGGGGGCUUUUCUGGGACGUGGGGGAAGGGACAGAGCCGUGCGCUCUGUCCCUUCCCCCACCUCCCGCAAAAGCCAGGGAUAGCCCCGCAAAGCUUCCGCAGGGCAGCGGGAUGAAGGCUCCCCGCUGCACUGCGGAGGCUUCUGGCUUAGCCUCGCAGCCUACAUUCACUCCUUAAGACGCACACACAUUUCCCUUUACUUUUUAGGAGGGGGAAAGUGUGCCUUAUAGAGUGAAAAAUACGGUAUUCUUUUUCCCCAGCCACUCUGGGUGGCUUCCAACGAAAUAAUAAAAUACAGUGGUCUGUUAAACAUUAAAAGCUUCCCUAAACAGGGCUGCCUUCAGAUGUCUGAAGCCCAAAAGUGUCCAUAUGACAGACCGAAAAGUGUAUGCAGGAAUACUUGAAUUACGGAGCCAUGCAUGUGUCAACUACUAGUACCAGACUUCACCAGCCUUCUGCCUUCCAGAUGUUUUGGACUUCAGCUCCCAUCAGCCCUAGCUGGCAUGACCAAUAGCCAGGAAUGAUGGGAGUUGCAGUCCAAAUAUCUGCAGGGCUAAAGCUUAGCCAUCUCUGUCUGGGGAUAUAAUAGUUCUAGUUUGUUGGCUGACAAGUCGUUUUCCGUGUCCCUAUAGGUUGUGCGUAAGAACGAUGCGGACAAGGUGACUGUCAUUGGGGCAGGAGUCACCCUCCACGAGGCCCUCACAGCUGCUGAUGAGCUGGCCAAGCAAGGUAAUCGGAACGGUAGCGUUGGAGAGGACCCCAUGAUUCCCCUAGUCCAGGGGUGUCUGAUUGGUUGACCACGAUCGACAGGAUCCUUAUCUCUCACGUCUAUAAAAAUGUCUCCGUCCCGCUCAGUCUUCCCCUGUGCUGUGUUUAGUGUCCCUUCCUUAUUAAUUUGCUGUAGCGCUGUGUUGGUCUGUUAGCGGUUGUGUUGAUGGUGAGCGAUUUACCGUAUUUUUCGCCCCAUAAGACGCACCUGGCCAUAAGACGCACCUAGUUUUUAGAGGGGGAAUGCAAGGAAAAAAAUAUUCUUUAAAGGGAGCGGUGCGCAGAGCCUGUAUGCAUCCUGGGUUCUGCUCAGCGCUCCCUUUAAAGAACGCUUGCAGGCUUUUCCCCGAGGAGGGAGAAGGGCAGUGACGGGCUGCCCUUGUCCCUCCUCGGGGGAAAAGCCCCCAAGAGCCGCACACACGCUCCACACGGCUCUUUAAAGGGAGCACUGAGCAGAGCCUCCCGCCUGCAUUCACUCCAUAAGACGCACACACAUUCCCCCUUACUUUUUAGGAGGGGGAAAGUGCGUCUUAUAGAGGGAAAAAUACGGUAUUUCAAUUCUGCACCCUUACUGCGUCAACAACUUUGACCUGCCUCCCCUAAAAAAAGAUCAACAAUUUUGGUUUGCCAGCCGUAAAGAAAGCUCAACAACUCUGAUCUCCCCCCUCAAAAAAAAUAAAUGGGUAGAUUACUGCCACGUUUUUUUCUGGGAGUAGAUCUCUUGGGAGUUGGACGUCCCGGAUCUAGUCGAAGCCACCUGCGAUGCAGGAAUAACAGACGGCUGCAGGUCUCGCCGGAGGUUUGGGGUGUUGAUGGCAUCUCUCCUCUCCGCCCUGCCCCAAAUGCUCCUUCCCACAAGCCUUUUGCUUCCUUUUUAGGCACCCACAUCCGGGUCAUCGACCCCUUUACAAUCAAGCCCUUGGACGCCGCCACCAUCAUCUCCAAUGCCAGAGCCACCGGAGGCCGAAUCAUCACCGUGGAGGACCACUACAGGGAGGGUAAGCGGGUUGCGGCUGUGGAGCAGGGCACCUGGAACGGCACAUUUCCCAUCAAUUCCUGGCGCGUUUCUUGACUUUCUCCUGCUGCCCUCCUUCGACGGUCGUGUGCCCUGGAUAUCGAUUCCUCCCUCCCUCUCUCUUUUCUUUCUUUCUUUUUUAAUUUUUUGAUUUUUCAACAAAAUUUAUUAGUAAUUUAUUAGUAAUUUCCACACAACACCACGAAAGAUAUCAAAAAACAACAAUACACAACACACAAAAAUCAACAUUCGAAAACUAAAAAAAAACAACCAAAACAAAACACCAAAAAAAAUCCAUAUCUUACAAGUUAAUAUUAUAAACACUAAAACAACAACAACAACAAGACAUUGACUUCCACCAAUCCCACAGCACCUCCUUUAUCUCUCAUUGUGCCUUCCUGUUUUCUUUAUCAUCUCUAUCCUAACAUCUAGAUAUAAACCCUUCUUUCUUAUCCUUUCGCUUCACAAGGUUAUUCCAGACUCAGCCAGAUUUCUGCCCUCGAACCUUGACUUUUGAGGUAUUCUAUUAGGCACUCCCAUUCUUUUUUUACUUCACUUUUUGGUUUUUGUCUUAUUAUGUCUGUCAAUUUGGCUAAUUCUAAGUAUUCUGAGAGCUUACAUAGCCACUCUCCCCUAGUGGGUAACUGAUUCCCUUUCCAGUACUUUGCCACCAGGAUUCUUGCUGCAGACGUUGCGUAUAAGAAAAAAAUAGUUUUGUCUUUUGGAAUAGUGUCAUUUAAAAUUCCUAAAAGGAAUGCCUCUGGCCUUUUACUAUAUGAUAUUCUUAAUAUUUCCUUUAUUUUUUCAUGGAUCACGCUCCAAAAUUCUCCCUCUCUCUUUCUAGGAGGUCUUGGUGAGGCCGUGGCGGCGGCCGUCUCCGGAGAACCCGGCAUCUUGGUCCAGAGCCUGGCUGUGUCGGCCGUGCCACGCAGCGGGAAGCCCAGCGAACUCCUGGAUGCGUUUGGGAUCAGCGCUAAGCAUAUCGUGGCCGCCGUGAAGAGCACUUUUGCCAACUGAUUCCUCUUGAGGUUGGUGGGGAGGGCAGGAGAGAUUUGAGAGAGGCGUUUUCUGAAGAGCCAAAAGUGUCUCCCCAAACACACCCUUGUCUGACUUCUCCGUCCCGGUUUUGACAGACAUGCUGCUAGCAUUCCCUUUUGACCUUGUGCCGAGUGAGAAUGGAGCUUUUAACUGACCAAAUGACCGUCCUGUUCCCAUUUCCCCUCCAUCCCCAAGCCAUCCUAUUUGCUCUCAAACUUCUCUAGGCCCAAAAAGUGUCCCGGUCGUCCUAUUGGAACAAUAAAUAGUGCUUGUCUUACUUAAACCUUUUUACCCUUGUGCCUGACGCCUAACUUCUGUGGCUGUUAUUUUCUCGAGCCUGACAUUCCAUGGGCAGCUUGGGUAGAGUUUCCUACCAGGAAAGGUUACUGACACAUGAGCAAAUGUUGACUGUGGAAACGCAUAUAGCUCUGACAAAAAGAUCCGUUUAUGAAUUCUGUUGUCUUAGUCGGAAACGGAAGGGGCCGUUUCCCUGUUUUUCCUUGUACUGUAACUGCUAUCCACAAACAGUGUUCACCCGGCGAGUCAAUAAAAAACAAAAGUGCUCAUCUGUU